Molecule: messenger RNA, 2712 nt
Organism: Mobula hypostoma (lesser devil ray)
Lineage: Eukaryota; Metazoa; Chordata; Chondrichthyes; Myliobatiformes; Myliobatidae
Gene: col9a3
Product: collagen, type IX, alpha 3
Exons: 31
Coding region: 463-1950 (495 amino acids)
Biological process (GO): extracellular matrix organization
Molecular function (GO): extracellular matrix structural constituent conferring tensile strength
Source: RefSeq, a predicted model, not a curated record
CGUUGUAGAAUACAUCUUUUCGCCAUUAAAGGCGAACCUGGCCCACCAGGGUUACCAGGUCCACCGGGUGCCCAAGGUGAACCUGGAGACCCAGGGGCUCCUGGAAUCCCCGGUCUGGCAGGACUUCCAGGAAUAGACGGGCUACCCGGACCCGACGGGCCUCCCGGUGCUGAUGGGUUCCGGGGUGAGAGGGGAGACACAGGACCAUCCGGACCACCUGGCUUGGACCUAGUAGAUCCAGAGGAACUCGGAGAGGUUGGACCCCUGGGACCUCAAGGUGAUACUGGACUGGAAGGUCCCCAGGGUCCGAGUGGCCCCAGGGGUGAAGAUGGGUUAACCGGACUUCCUGGACCUCCUGGACCUCCUGGUCCUCCGGGUGAACCUGGACUUUACACAGGAGAGAGAAUUGAAGACUUUACUUGCCCAGCAGUGUGCCCAACCGGCCCACCUGGUCUUCCUGGGAUGCCCGGAUUCAAGGGACACACGGGCCACAAGGGGGAUCGUGGAGAACCCGGGAAGGUCGGAGCAAAGGGUAAUCCUGGACAUCCAGGAGUGCCAGGUCUGCCCGGACCCGUCGGAUUACAGGGCCCUCGAGGACUGAGAGGUCUCCGAGGCAAACCUGGCCCUCUCGGCAUCAGGGGUCUCAUAGGAUUUCAAGGUCCUGCUGGCCCACCAGGGCCCCCCGGGAAAGUUGGCGACGCAGGCUUCAAAGGGUUCAUCGGAUUGCCGGGGGAAAAGGGAAACCGGGGGAAGAUUGGUCCACGAGGGUUGCGUGGUCUCAGUGGACUGAAAGGGGAGCCAGGAAUUCCGGGCCGCGAUGGGCGAGAUGGAAAUCCGGGGGCCAAUGGCGAGAAGGGUGAUCCUGGACAAGACGGAGCCCCCGGAGAGAGAGGCCCUAAUGGGCAGCCUGGACUAUCUGGAAAGCCAGGAAGGAAAGGUCUUGCAGGUGAACAGGGAAGCCAAGGACCAAUGGGAGCUUCAGGUCCCCAGGGUCCCCCUGGGAUUCCGGGAGAACUGGGUGACUCUGGCGACAUGGGUGAGCGUGGACCCAGGGGCCCUGAUGGUGAGAUGGGACCGGCAGGUGUCCGCGGAGUGCAAGGUCGCAGGGGAUUCCAGGGAAGAAAAGGUGAGAGUGGUGAGCCUGGCAUGCCGGGGCCGACUGGAGUCCGUGGUGAUUUCGGUGACAGGGGUCCUGUUGGAGCAUCUGGUCCCAAAGGUAACCAGGGUCUCGCAGGGUCUGAUGGACUACCAGGGGAAAAGGGAGAUUUGGGCCAGCCGGGACCUCAGGGCCAGAAGGGAGAGCCAGGACCUCGUGGUGAGGUGGGACCCAAAGGCAACGCUGGGCCCGCUGGAUUUCCCGGAACAGAUGGAGUUCCUGGUCCUGCCGGGCUGAUGGGACCAGCUGGAGAGCAAGGACCUCCUGGUGUCACCGGAAAAAGGGGCCCUCCAGGCAAACUGGCAAGCGAGCAGCGGAUUCGGAAUCUCUGUCAAAAUCUCAUCAGUGAUCAAAUUGCCUUGUUAGCUAACAACCUGCGGAGGCCACUGAUGCCUGGGAUGAUCGGACGACGUGGACCUCCAGGUCCUCCUGGAGUACCAGGGCAGAAGGGGCAAGUUGGUCACCCCGGCAAGCGAGGUUCCCCAGGAUUGAGCGGACCACCAGGAGAGCUUGGGGAUACUGGCCCUCGAGGUGAUUCUGGUGUAAAGGGCGACAAGGGUGUUAUUGGCCGAGGAAUUGAUGGUUUAGUGGGACCUCAGGGACCUCCAGGUCCCCCAGGUGCAAUGGGACUCAGUAAAAAUGGACGUGAUGGGCAGCAGGGAGACCCAGGCUAUCCAGGAGAACCUGGACGACCUGGAAGGAAUGGUGCUAUGGGAACACCAGGAAUCUGCGACACCUCCGCCUGUCAGGGAGCUGUUUCGGCAGUAAAAGCCGGAUCUUCCAAAAAAUCAUGAAGUGGAUGAUCCCAGAAGCAACUAAGAAAACUUGAAGCACAGCCCUGAUAUUGGAUGAAUAGAAAGAGACAACGAUGAAAAAAGACAAUUGAUCAACAUUUCAGAUCCUGGUACCAAAAGUGUCUUAUAUGUUCAUGAGAAGGUGCUAAAAACUGACACUUCACUUUUAAUCAAGUGUUUUGAAUUUUUGUCAAUUCUGUUUGAGAUCUGUAAAUCAGCAGUCUUAUCUGAUUAGAAUUAUUAACUUUUUUAAAACAGUCCCUUUAAUUCUUGUCAUUGUCUGUUAAACAACACUGUCAAAUAUUAAUGCUUACCUCAAAGAAGCACCCUUUAGAAAUUAUCAGUGUUAAAAUAUUUUAAAUGUGAGGAGUUACACUGUACAUAUGAUAUAAAUUUAACGCUCGAUGUUCUGCAAGUCCAGAUUUAAGAACAUCUCCCAGUUUAAAGCCAGGUCAAGGGCAAAAGAGAUUUACACCGCUAUGUAUUUUAUUGAACGAUUAUACCUACCCCUCAAUGUGUGUUACUCCUAGAUGAACACAUUUUGUGUACAGAAAUUGCAAGUUCUUGUAAAUUCUACGUAACAAUUUAUGGCUUGUUGUUACCUUAUUCCAUUCCACUGUAUAACAUUUUCCAUAAGUGAAUAAAUCCCUGUCAAACUCAUGCAUCCACUAAAUAUGAUGCUGUAACCUUGACUUAAAAUAUUAUUUUCUGUGGGUGCCUGUUGUCUGUAAAAUAAAGCUGUUGCCACAUUCUGUUGUAAGA